ACGUCGCGUCCGCUAGGCCCAGGCAGCACAGACCGCCCCCCGUGCCUAACAGAUGCUACACGACCACGGUCCCCUGGCCAGCAGCUUGGCGGCAAUUGGCUGUUGCGCCCUCCAGGGAUCCCCCCUGCUGUCGUUCUUUGUCUCUCGCUUCCCUCCGCAUCUCGAAAAGCUUUUUCUUCUCUUCUCUUCCCGCUUCUCGUGUCGCCUCUUGCAGCUUCUACCUCACGCUCAUUGAACCACAGUAAUUCCAAGAGUAUUCUUCAAUACUCGUUCCGCUCUUUAUCGAGAUCGCCUUGCCUUUGCGCAGCUCUUGCAAUCCUUUCCGCACUCCUCACGAUCUCGCGAUAAUAAUCAACACGUACACAAAACACGCACAACGCGACACGACGUCAAGAUGCUCUUCAAGACCACCGCCUCUGUUGCCCUUCUGGCCUGCGCCGCCCAUGUCGCCGCCGAGCCCAAGCCUUACCGCCUGGCCAUGAUGCCCGUGCUGGGCCAGAGCCUCGCGCGCCGCAGCACCAACGGAUACCAGCCCGAGCUGUCCCAGUGCAACGACGGCAACACCUGCUCCGAGGCCUGCGGUAGCGGCUAUGCCGAGUGCCCUUCCAGCGGCAAGGAGACGCACUGCUACAACCCCGGUGCCAACCAGAACUGCUGCUCUGACGGCUCUGGCAACUCCUGCGACGCGGGCUACUACUGCACCCACGACCACGCCCUCAAGACCUGGUGCUGCCCGGAGAACAUGGACCUCGCUGCUUGCGCCGCUGCUUAUAGUGUAGUCGGUGGCCUCGAGAGCGCCACUCCUACCUCGACCAGCACCUCCAGCACCCCGACCAGCACCAGCACCAGCACGACUCCUGUCACCACCACUGCUGCUCCUACCACGACCAGCACCACGGAGGCUCCCACCACUACCGCUGCCCCUACGACGACCGCUGCUCCCACUACCACGGCGGCUGCUACCACCACCACCGAGGUUGAGGAGACCAGCACUGCUGCCGCCGCCACCAGCGCCGGCUUCACCAGCGCCUGGGCCGGCCACAACAGCACCAUCACCUCUGCUGCCAUUCCCAGCAAGCCUCACCAGAGCAACACGCCUAUCCCCCCUGUUGCCUCCAUCGGCACUGGCGCUCCUCAGCCUCCCCAGCCUUCUUCCACCAUCAGCGGUGCUGCCACCACCAGUGCCAGCGCCCUGCUGCUCCUCGCCGCUGGUGUCAUUGCUCUUCUUGCGAUGAUUCCCCUUCGAUAG
This is a messenger RNA of Trichoderma citrinoviride, 1249 nucleotides long. RefSeq lists its product as hypothetical. The record is from RefSeq and is a predicted model, not a curated record. Bases 395 to 1249 code for a protein of 284 amino acids. Lineage: Eukaryota; Fungi; Ascomycota; Sordariomycetes; Hypocreales; Hypocreaceae. The transcript has 4 exons.